This is a messenger RNA of Nasonia vitripennis (jewel wasp), 3018 nucleotides long. RefSeq names its product odorant receptor 261 (gene Or261). The record is from RefSeq and is a predicted model, not a curated record. Gene Ontology annotation, molecular function: olfactory receptor activity; odorant binding. Lineage: Eukaryota; Metazoa; Arthropoda; Insecta; Hymenoptera; Pteromalidae. Gene Ontology annotation, biological process: sensory perception of smell; detection of chemical stimulus involved in sensory perception of smell. Gene Ontology annotation, cellular component: plasma membrane. The transcript has 6 exons. The coding region runs from base 771 to 1925 and encodes 384 amino acids.
AUAGUUUUUUUUUUUUUAACCGUAAGGCUAGUCGAAGCCUCGACGCACUGGUACCACGCUUAGUCUACUCCGACUACUUAUCCGGCGGCUCGUUCGUGUAACCCUGAGACGCAGUUUCGCACGAGCGAUGUGUGAAGGACAUCCAGACGCGAUGUGUUCGCCAAUACUUACGUAGAAGCGCAAAUAGCCGCGACAAACUCUCUCUCUCUCUCUCUCUCUCUCACUCUUGCCUGGAUACAUCUUUGCCGAAAGCAUACACGGCUUUCGCUCGAUUGAGCGUCCGGGAGAUUUAUUUUUAGACUUGGGUGCGUUAUUACGAUAAAAUGCGGUUUAUAAAUUUACCUCUCACGAAUCCGUACAUAAUAGAAUUGGAUACAUUACCUUCUACGCCACAAUGGAAUUGAAAACUUUCUAGAUUUCGUUUCGAUGCACGUCCUUAUAGAAUCCCACAACACUCCCUGCCGCAAAGUAUACAAAGAAAAGCGCUUUCUUCCUUUGCAUAACACUGCGUCAGAGUAAGUGUCCCCUGAAAGGGUAAAUUCAAUGACGUAAUGAGACAGCAUCGACAUAAACACACGGCGAUCGUCGAGCGCAAUUUCGGCACUUAGCCAUAUAACUCUCAUGAAUUAUGUCUCAUUCCAGUUCGCGAUCGUAUACAUAUAACAUUACGCGGUGUAAUAGUAGGCGAGUCGUGAAAAGUUCUCGACAUAGCUCUCAUCGAUCCCCGCUGAUACGCGUCAUCAUCAGUGUUAUCGAGAAAUUGCAGCGUUAUGGAGGCAAAGUUGGCCAAGUACGCGAGGUACCGGAACGUCGUGAGGAGGCUUUUGUUGUUGAGCGGGAUAUGGCCGCAUCUCGAGGACACCUGCAGGCUCUACAGGGUGCUCACGUUCUCCGCGACUUUCGUCAUCGCCGCCCUCGGGGCGAAGGUUUUUGCAUACUGCAUCGAUAACAUCGCCCACGUCUCGCUCUUCGCCAAGGGGAUGAGCAACGCUUUCAGCUUUUAUACCUCGGUUUUGAAGGUGCUUUGUUACCUGGUCUACCGCAAGGACCUCGUAAUGCUGAACGACUGUCUCGGGCGCCGGUUCGAGGAUGAGCUGAAGCGCGAGGAUCGCAGACCCCUGCUUCUCCAGAGCAUCUCGGUGUACACGAGGUUUAUGUGCAUCGUGGCUGGUCUCACAGCUACGGCGCUCGUUUUCUACACUCUCGUCCCCCUCGUGUUCAUCUUCAAGUACAAGAAGCUCACACAGAUCUAUCAGGGCAGAUACCCGUUCGCAGUGGAGCCGGGCGGCAGAGUCUACUGGUGCGUCUGCUUCGUCGAAUCGAUCUCCGUAGUGUUCGUCUGGAACGUCGUCUGCAGCGUGGACAACGCGUUCGGGCUGCACAGCUUUCGAAUGUGUGGGCUGCUGCGUAGUCUCGCCGACAGAUUCGCAAAAUUGCAACCCGACGAUCCGGGUUACAUCGUGGAGCUGAGGGACUGCGUGAGGACGCAUCAGCUGGUGCUGAGAGCCAAGGAGGCGCUGCAGAGGGUCUACGGGCUGGUCGUACUCUGGACUUACGUGACCAGUGCCAUCAUCAUGUGCAGCAUUCUGUAUCAGGCUGAUCAGGCGAAGAAACACAUGACCGUGACGAGAGUGAUUUUUUUCACAUCCUACAUCACGCUGAAACUGCUCCAGUCUUUCACCUAUGCCUACUACGGCUCGCUCGUCUCGCAGGAAAGCGAAAAGUGUCAAAACGCAAUUUACACGUCCAACUGGCCGGGCUCCGGAGAUUUGAGAUUGAUGAAGGACGUUCUGAUCAUACAGUCGCAGCGGCCGAUCGUUCUCAGAGCUAACGGAUUUUUCAUCGUCUCGAUGGAGAUGUUCGAAAAGAUAGUAAACACGACGAUAUCCUAUUUCUUUCUACUGCAGGCCGUGGAGGAAAAGUAAUUUCUCUUUCUGCUGAUACGCGCAAGAGCUAUGUUUGAAAUUUGAUCUGGAGGAUAUUUUUUGAGCUCAGCUGAACGUAAAAUUAUAAGAUUAACACGUCAAUUGUUGUUUAUAAUAAAAUUUAAUUUGUCUUGAAAACCAUCGAGUGGGGAACGUAAUUAUAAUCUAUUUUCCAAAUGAAAUUAGUGCAUGAAGUUUUUACAUCAUGCUAUGCUAUCUUUAUGUUGGACAAUUAGCUCAAAAAUAGCUUGUAAUUUCCAGACAGUAUCCGCGCAGAAAGCUAUUUAUGUAUAACGUGUUAUAUAAAGAAGCAAACAAAGUUUCCCCGAUGUUCAAGAUAAAUUGAGUAAUCAUCUUACACACUGUGCAGUACAUCUGUUGUAAGUCGCAUAGCAAUUUUCUUACCCAUCUUGUGCAAACCAAUCAUUAUGAAUUAUUUUUGCAACAUGAAGUAUAGCCGACCAACUUUGCGGGUUUCCGCGCAUCAAAUAAACUUUCAACGAAUUGCUUCCUGCAAAAAUAGCUGCUCUCGAAAAUAAGUAAACACAGAAAAGUUUUGAUUAAUUUGUACGUGUAUUUCUUUCUUCCCUAUAAAAUUGCCUUUCGUAGUUACAAAUGCAUGUUUUCUCUAUACUAUAUCAUCAAACAAUCAUCUUACGUAGAAAGACUCACCAAUGUCUUUUCAUACCUUUGUACUAUAUCAAGCAAUUUUUUCUGCUACGAAUAAAAACCUAUACGACAGUUAUAGUUACUUUGAUGUCGCGAGUAAAAACUUUGUUUUUACAAGCAACUUACUUAAUUUUAGUCCCUAUUAGUAAACAGUUAAGACUAUGUAUUUGUGAGAGAAGAAAAAUUUUUUCUAUCAUCGAGAAACGUAGUUAUCUUUAUUUAUAUAACAGUACAAUAACAUUUUUAUUAUGAUUAGAUUAUAUCAGUACUUAAAUAAUUUUUUUUUUCAAUCAGACUUUGCGGGUGGAAUGUAGAAAUAAAAACGAUUUCUCAAAAAUGCGAGAGCUUCUUGACUAAAUAAAAUUCCUACUAAAAGUACGAUGUUAAAAACUGAUGCUUACUGCCACUUGGUGGCAAACGCGUA